Molecule: messenger RNA, 3668 nt
Organism: Prorocentrum cordatum
Lineage: Eukaryota; Dinophyceae; Prorocentrales; Prorocentraceae
Source: the annotation of a GenBank genome assembly
GUACGUCAAGUGCUUGAGUGUGUGAGUCUGCUGGUGUUGUUCAAGGAACCUCUCCGACAAGUGUUCUACUCUCAAGCCGACGGCACAAGACCGUCAUUUGGACCAACCCGCAGACUCUGCGCAGCCCCCGAGCGAUCCCUCGCGCCGCACGCCGCGCGAUGCCCGCCACUCUGCUGAUGAGCGGACUCAGCUGGGGCAAGAGCCCUGCGCAUGGCGAGGCUGGCGCCAAGCCUGGCAGCCCGGGCGCCGCCGAGGACGCCGCCGAUGAGGCCAAGAUUGGAUGCUGCCUCUUCUGGAUGGCGGGUAGCAGCCUCCACAGGACCAACAUGGAGGCCCUGGCCGCGCUGCAUACCGAGCUGGCGGAGUGCGUGGGCCUCCUGGGCGCAGAGAUCCUCGAGGCCAACGCGACCUCCGGCCUCAUCCUGUGCACGCCGGCCUCCGGCCUGCUCCGCUUCCAGGAGCACAUGAGCGCCGAGGACGCGGCCGUGCGGCUGGGCCAGCUCCUCUGCCGCUGGGCCGGGCAGGGCGCGCAGGCCGCGCUGCGCCUGCGCGUCGCCGUGCACACCGGCGAGGUGAGGCAACUCGAGCUGCCGGGCAGCGGGCGCCGGGCGUUUUUUGGCCCUGCCGUGGAGGCGUGCAAGAAUUUGGUGCUCGCGGCGGAGCAGGAGGCGACCGUGCACCUCUCGGGCGAGGCCAAGGGCAGGUUGCGCGUCAUGAGCGGCGAGCGCAUGCGCCUCUCUCGGAAGGGCGGGUCCUACUACCUCGAGGGCGGCGCCGAGGCGCACCUCGCCAGCGCGAAGGCGGCGACCGGGCAGUCGCUGGCAGAGUUCGUGGCCGAGGGCUUCACGGCCAGGCCCGGGAACGCCCGCGAGGCCGUGUGGGCUGUGGACGAUUCCGAGAGCAGCGUCCUGGAAAUGUCCUUCGCAGAGUUCAAGCAGCACCUGCAGGAUCACAAGGCGGACGUCCGGAAGUUCGGCAGCGGCGAUGCGAAGACGCUUCGCGAGCUCUACGGCGACGUGGUGGUCGAGAGGGAUUCGUCGCUCCACGUAGAGGGCGGCGUGCUGGAGAGGCACAAGGAGAUCGUGAGGAUCCAGCUCCUGAUGCGUGGCGACGACUGCAGGCUCCGCGAGCUCAGGAUCGACUCGCAGGCGCGCCCCGACGGCACUCUGAGGAAGCGGGACCAGAAGCUGGCCAUGGUCUUGAAGGUCCACGAGGGCCAGCGAUGGAAGGACGGCCUGCAGGAGUGCUUCGAGGCCAAGUUCGGGCUCGGCAAGGCCGACCAGAGCAAUUGUCUCUCCGUGGACUGGGACAGCUACAGGUACGCAGAGGAGGAGAAAGUCUCGCCGACCGUCCCCGGGAUCAAGACGAGGUACAGGGUGCACGACGUCACCGUGAACGUCCGGGACAAGGCCCGCCCCGAGCUGGCCAAGCUGGGGCUCCCGUGCGGCGACGACUUCUCCACGCUGAGAGCCGCCGGCGCCGACCUCGCCGGCUUCGCGCCCCGGGCCUUCGGCGAGCUGCACGACGAGGUCGUCCGGUCCUGCCAGGCGUCGCUGGAGGUUGUCGACGGCGAGCUGCUCCGCAAGGUCCGCAUCGUCAAGGUCUGGCUUCAUGCCGACAUCCUGGCGGCGGACCACGUGCUGUUGCUAGGCUCGAAGAUCCAGUGGGGCCAGACCGACGACUCUAUCAGGGGGCGCCCGCUGGCGAUGCGGACGCCGAGGGGCCAGACUUGGCAGAAGGCUGUCGAGACCAUGCUCCACAAGCGGCUUGGGAUGACGCCAGAGACGCAGCUGAGCUGCAUCGCCGUCGACCCCGAGUCCCACAAGCAGAGCGAGGAGCGAGGGCCUUCGCGGUCGUACCCGGGGGUUCAGACAGUGUACCAGAUCGACGAGGUGACCGCUCGCGUCGUCGUGAACGAGGUUGAUGCAGCGACCUUGCACCGCAUCGGCUUGCCCGAUGGCCAGAACUUCUCCUUCUCCAGGUGGGAGCCCGCCAAGGGGCCGGGCACGGGCGAUCAGACCAUCAUGCACUGGACGUGGCAGAGCACGAAGGACAUGUCCGCCCCGCGGGUGCUGCGCGCGCCGUCCAUGACGGACAAGGCCUCCCAGGCGUGGUGGGCGGAGAUGCGCGAGAAGCGCCGGCACCUCCUGGUCCCCGACAUGGGCACGGCGCUGGAGGUCCUGAUGAGGGGGCGGAAGAUGGACAUGAGGAGGGCGAGGCGGGCCGCCCGGGAGAUCUGCAACCCCGACUACACCUGCAAAGACUUCUAUGAGGACGUCACCGCCGCCUUCCCGGAGAUGAACCUGUACCUCGUGGGCGACAUGACCAGCGGGCGCGCCGGAGAGGACGAGUACCAGCGCACGCUGGGCGCGAUGUUCUGCUUCUUCUGGCUCAUGCGGCUGCACCUGGACGGGCCCUUCGAUUGCAGCCAGGCCGCGGCCGACGAGUGGCAGCGCCGCAGCGCCUUCCACCGGGACACCGAGUGGGCCUCGCUGGACCAGCUGCUCGUGAACGCGGGGCUCCUCGAGGAGUCGACGGGGACCAGCGACAUGGCGCGCAAGAGGAGCUUCCUGGCCCUGGCGUCCAAGAGGGCGAAGGGCAUCCGGCGGCACAGCGAGGACCGCACGCUGGCCAUGCUGGUGCUGACCGCCAUCCUCGAGGGAGUCAGCAAGAAGCAUGGGGGCUUCCGCGGCUACAAGGUUGGUGAGGUCAUCAACGACCACGACGCGGCCCUCGCCUACGUCCUCGAACACAAUCCCAGCAUUCUGCCCUCCUUCGCGGCCCUGCCCAAGGAGCAGCAAGAGAGCAUCAAGUUCACCCAGAGCAAGAUGGAGUACAACAUGGGAUGGCUCGUGCAGGCGGAGGCGCCGCCGGGGGCCCUGUUCCGGAAGUUCCGCCGCGUUGUGACGUCCGGCCAGGCCUCGCCGAGAGAUCUGGCCUUCUAUUUCACCCACUGGUUCACCGAUCUGGCGGGCGCGGAGCCGUUCCCGCAGGAGGGCUGCGAGAAGUUCGUCCUCAAGUUUCCGAAGGCCGUCCUGAACCAGUUCCUGCUUUCCUUCUCCAUUGUGCAGAACAUCAGCAUCGGCACCGAAUGUCGCGUGUACGAGGACUACCUGGUCUGGCGCUGGGACAGCCACAAGCCGUCCCUCGGCCCAGCGCCGCAGGGCAAGGGCGCCAUCGCCAAGCUGCGCCUGGUCACGAUGGCGCAGGGCGACAGCGCGGCCGUGCUGCAGGCGCUGGAGCGCCUGCCCGCGGAGGACCGGGAGGUCCUGAUCGACGAGCUGUCCAAUGUGGACAUCUGGAACCAGCACUGGAUGAAGGGCCCGGCGAUCCUCGUCUACUACGCCCCUGCGCUGAUGCAGAAGGCCGGCAAGGAAGACCCGGGCAGGGCGCUGGCGCUGCUGGCGGAGGUCUUCCGACAGGCGAGGGCGCUGUGGCCGCUGGAGGAGCGGGCCAGGAGCUGGUGGGUCUCCGUGCGCGUGGACCAGCUCAAGGAGCUCUCCCUCGAGGGCGUCGAGCAUCCGGGGGGCGGGAAGGUCUGGACGGUUGCGAAGCUGACUUCGCGAGAGGGGGCAGUGCAGCUGGUGUCGCAGUGCGAGACCAGCAAGGCUGAUUGGGCUGCUUCCCACAGGAUCAUGAACGUGCACCGCGCGGCCAUCGGGCAGUAG